Molecule: messenger RNA, 2612 nt
Organism: Erythranthe guttata (spotted monkey flower)
Lineage: Eukaryota; Viridiplantae; Streptophyta; Magnoliopsida; Lamiales; Phrymaceae
Gene: TBL16
Product: TRICHOME BIREFRINGENCE-LIKE 16
Biological process (GO): xyloglucan metabolic process; plant-type secondary cell wall biogenesis; xylan biosynthetic process
Cellular component (GO): Golgi apparatus
Molecular function (GO): acetyltransferase activity
Source: RefSeq, a predicted model, not a curated record
AAUCAUAAAUAAAUAAAGGCAAGGAAAGUCAAAUAAAGGAAAUAUCUAAGUAAAGAAUGAGAAUGUUUAUUCCCCGAACUAAUUAAGAAUUAAUCACCAUUGACCACGGAUUAAUUAACUCACUUAUUUAUUUUUAUUUUAUUUUUCUUUUUCUCUCUUUGCUUUUCUCCUCCCCCUGUCACCGUCAUCUCCGCCGUACAGCCACCCUCUCUCCCCCGCCUCUCUCCAGCUGUACUGCGGCCGUUAUUUUAACACGCACAACUGCACCGAUUUCUAUUUAAUUUCUCUCUCUCUCACACACACACACACACGAGCGAACAUUACAAUUGGAGUCGAGAGUUAGAGUAAACUCGACGAUUUUUGGGAACGAAAGGAUUUCGUGUGGUUUCUGAGAGAUCCAAGAUCUGUGGAGGUUUUGCAUUUCCGAUAUUAUUCCAGUGAUAUGCAAUUCUAAUAUUUGGAUGAUUCUGAAUCUCUUCACUUAGUGUCGUUAAGGAUGAAAGGAGGCAUUCAAGGGUUAAAGGUUUCACAGGUCUCCUUCAUCCUAGUCGGAUUAGUUUGUGUGACUGUGCUUAUAUUGGCAUGGACAAAGACCACAUUGCUGACACCUUUCAUCCCGACUCAGGGCCGUUCCUUGCAACUGGAUCUAGAUGAAGCAGGUCCAAAAGAGCUAUUAGAUGGGGAUAGUAACUCAACGCAAACACAGAAGAAGCAAGUUAAUUCACCCGGUUCUUCAGAGACACCGCUUGCAGUCGAUAGAGGAAAUAUUGAAAAUGUGACAACUACCCACAAGGAAGAAACUCCAAGUAGUGUUAUAGAAAGAACAGGAUCAGAUGAAUUUUCUGAAGGAAAAAAUAGAUCAAAACAAACAGAGAUUGUGCCAGAAAGCUCUUCAACUGUAGAAUCACCUAUCAAAAGAGAGCAAAGAGGAAACUUGUCGGAUACUACUGGAAACAAAGAAACUCCUAGUACUGUAGAAAGAUUGGGAUCGCAGGAACUUUCUCGAGGACAAAAUAAAUCUGAAAAAGCAGAGUUUGUGCCAGAGGUCAUAAAAGAGCAAACAAGAAACUUGUCAGCUGCUACUGGAAAUAAAGAUUGUAAUUAUGCCAAAGGUAAAUGGGUAAUUGACGAGAGCCUGCCAUUAUAUUCUGGCUUUGGUUGUAAGCAAUGGUUGUCAUCUAUGUGGGCUUGCCGUCUGACACAGCGCACUGAUUUUGAAUAUGAAAAACUACGUUGGCAGCCCAAAGACUGUAAAAUGGACGCCUUUACAGGCGCCAAUUUCCUGCGGAGAAUGAAAGACAAAACUUUGGCAUUUAUCGGCGAUUCCCUCGGCAGACAGCAGUUCCAAUCUCUCAUGUGCAUGGUGACAGGUGGCGAAGAAAGACACGAUGUACUCGAUGUAGGGUACGAGUAUGGCCUUGUCAAAGCUCGUGGUGCAGUAAGGCCAGAUGGAUGGGCUUACCGUUUCCCUAUUACCAACACCACCAUCCUCUACUACUGGUCUGCAAGUCUCUGUGAUUUAGAACCCAUUGAUCCAUCCAACCCUAAAACCACUGAUUUCGCCAUGCAUCUGGACCGACCCCCAGCAUUUCUACGUACAUUCCUUCCCAGAUUCAAUGUUCUUGUUUUGAACACAGGCCACCAUUGGAAUAGGGGGAAGCUUCAGGCCAAUCGUUGGGUCAUGUAUGUUAACGGUGUUCCUAAUACUAAUCGAAAAAUUGCAGAUAUAUUUGGUGCGAGGAAUUUAACAGUUCAUAGUAUAGCCAAAUGGGUGAAUGAGCAGCUACCGUUAUAUCCAGGUCUUAAAGCGUUUUUACGCACUAUGUCACCUAGGCAUUUUUUCAACGGAGAUUGGAACACUGGCGGCACUUGUGACAACACCACCCCUCUUUCCGGUGGGAAGGAGGUUGUGGAAGAUGAUUCUAGUGACCCUCUUACCGCAGGGGCGGUGAGUGGAACUAGCGUUGAAUUGCUAGAUAUUACGGCUUUGUCUCAGUUGAGAGACGAGGGCCAUAUAUCUCGUUACAGCAUUAAAGCUACACCUGGUAUGCAGGAUUGCUUGCAUUGGUGCUUACCUGGCAUUCCUGAUACAUGGAAUGAAGUUUUAUUCGCACGACUAUAGAGUAAAACUAUGUUCUAUGAAAGAAAAGAGAGCCAUAAAAGCCUUCGAAAUCAGAAAAUGAUGGGAUGUGGUCUAAGCAGAGUUGACAAUUGUCGUCGUACAGUUGGAUCGACCCUUUGGAUAUUUUACUCUUGGGAUGAUCUUUCCUCUGCUUUUUCCUCUAUUUUGAUUUCUUUUUCGCUGUAGUUCUAGGUUUUUUUCUUUUUUUUUUGUGUUUUUCUUUCAUAAUUAUUUCUCUUAACACAAGUUUAGGUCACUUUUUGCUUGUUCUUGAUACAGCAUGUUAUCCCACAGUCAGAUGGGAGAAUACAAGGUAGAAUGUCGAUAAUAUAUAUAUACUGCGAUGAACGCAUCUGCGUGUGUUCUUUGUAUUAUUACAUGUACUGAGAGCCGCUUAUUCCGAAUUCUAUGAUAAUUAGCAAUUUGAGUUGAAGGUUUUCUAUUUCCUGUGAUGCUUCUUGGCAAUGAUCGUCAACGAUGUAGCAUAUUC